AAAGCAAAAGUUCUAGAAGUUUAGAUCGAGUCAUUCUCUCACUGAAUGAAAAAAAUGAACGUGUGAUAAAAAUCAAGUUGGCUACGCAGACAAUAACAUAUGCAUGUCAGAACAGCACCCGCCGCUAAGAGAAUAUGCCGUUAUCGCUUCAUGCUGUGUGUGAUUUCACGUCUUACUCUGAUGGAGUUGGUGAGCAAACAGGAGCCACCCAUGGCAGAUUAUUCACAACACACAUGUAUAUGAAACGCUACAGCGUGUGACCACACACCACCCUCCAGGCUCAAUUCUCUGUACCUCCCCCUCCUUUCUUUCCCUUCUCUUGCUUCUUCCUGCCCAUCCACCAUUUAGCCAAAUAAACACUAAUAUGGAAACUUAGCGGGACCUUGAACCUCUAAAUUGUCUCCGUAGGGAGUCCAAUAAUAAGUUUGUAGGCUGGUGCGGUACAGUUUUCCUUUUUUUUUUUUUUUACUUCUCACAAGAGAGACAUAAUAGAUUAGUGAGUUUUGUAACUGACUUAUGAAAGCAAGUUUUAGGAAGUAGAAGGAGUUUCUGAUGAUACUUAUCUGACAUGCUGAAGCGGAAACAUCAGCUGUGCAGAAUGAUCUACAUGUGAUAGCCUUCAAAUUCUUCUUCAGCCGACCCUAAGGAUGAGGUCCUGCAAAUGUAGCUGAGACGUCAUGGACUAAGGUGUCAGACUCGCUCAGGCUCCUGUCUAUGCAUGGUUUAAGUGUCUGCUUGCGCUGAUGAGUUUUAGAAUAGACUUUCUUUUUUGAAAGCGUUGGUAAAAGACCAAGACAUAAAGUUGUUUCCACAGCUUUUUGAAAUGCUGCACAAGGAUCCUCGAAUCCACAGGAGGAAUUCACUCUUUUAUUGUGGCUCAACCCGGAGACGACAUUCUUGCAUUGGUUUCGAUGUGGAGAAUGGGUUGUCGAUCGGCCGCAGUCCAUUGGACCUCAGUCCAGGCUCAGGUCUGGUCCUCCAGGCCAACAGCCAGAGGCGAGAGUCUUUCCUCUACCGCUCGGACUCAGAUUUCGACCUCUCGCCCAAGUCGAUGUCCAGAAACUCCUCAAACGCCAGCGAGCUUCAUGGGGAGGACAUGAUUGUAACGCCGUUUGCUCAGGUUCUUGCCAGUCUGCGUACAGUGAGAGGUAAUGUUGCAGCUUUAACCCAUGUGCAAGACAUAAACAACAAGAGACUCGCUAACCCUCAGUCAGCCUGUAAAACAAGCCUGUCCGAUGAGACAUAUCAGAAACUUGCCGUCGAGACUCUUGAAGAGCUGGACUGGUGUUUGGACCAGCUAGAGACCCUGCAAACACGUCACUCCGUCAGUGAAAUGGCCUCCAAUAAGUUUAAAAGAAUGCUCAACAGGGAACUGACUCAUCUGUCAGAGACCAGCCGGUCAGGAAACCAGGUGUCAGAGUUCAUAGCAAGCACAAUUUUACAAAAGCAGCAUGAUGUGGAGAUUAUGUCAGCAGCAUAUAAGGAGGAGAAAAAACGCCGUCCAAUGUCUCAGAUAAGUGGAGUGAGAAAACUGAGCCCCAGUCCGAGUCUCCCUCCAACAGGAAUCCCUCGAUUCGGUGUCAACACACAGCAUGAGAGCCUCCUGGCCAAGGAGCUUGAAGACGUCAAUAGUUGGGGAAUAGAUAUUUUUAAGAUAGCAGAGCAUUCUGGGAAUCGGCCACUGACGGUCAUAAUGUACUCCGUUUUUCAGGAGCGAGAUUUGCUCAAGACCUUUAAGAUCCCAUCGGACACCUUCUUAACUUUCCUCAUGACUUUGGAAGAUCACUACCAUCUGGACGUGGCCUACCAUAACAAUAUCCACGCUGCAGACGUUGUGCAGUCCACACACGUUCUGCUCUCCACACCUGCUCUAGAGGAUGUGUUCACAGACCUUGAGAUCAUGGCUGCUCUGUUUUCGAGUGCUAUUCAUGAUGUGGACCAUCCAGGAGUGACGAACCAAUUCCUUAUUAACACAAACUCUGAACUGGCUCUCAUGUAUAAUGACGCCUCAGUGUUGGAGAACCAUCACUUGGCUGUGGGCUUCAAGCUUCUCCAGGAGGAGAACUGUGAUAUCUUCUGCAACCUCAGCAAGAAACAACGACAGUCCCUGCGACAGAUGACUAUAGAUAUGGUAUUAGCCACUGAUAUGUCCAAACACAUGAAUCUCCUGGCUGACCUGAAGACAAUGGUGGAAACUAAAAAAGUGACCAGUCUGGGAGUCUUGCUGCUGGAUAACUACUCCGACCGGAUACAGGUGCUUCAGAAUAUGGUUCACUGCUCAGACCUCAGCAACCCCACGAAACCCCUGGAGCUCUACAGACAGUGGACCGACCGCAUCAUGGUGGAGCUCUUCAGUCAGGGGGACCGAGAGCGUGACAAGGCCAUGGACAUCAGCCCCAUGUGUGACAAACACACAGCUUCUGUGGAAAAAACUCAGGUGGGGUUCAUCGAUUACAUUGUCCAUCCUCUGUGGGAGACAUGGGCUGAUCUGGUCCAUCCAGAUGCUCAAGACAUUCUAGAUACAUUAGAGGACAACCGCGAAUGGUAUCAGAGCAUGAUCCCCCGCAGCCCGUCGCCCACCCCUGAAGAGCAGGACUCACGGGCCACACUGGGCGUCACAGGCUCAGCCGGAGAAAAGUUCCAGUUUGAGCUGACUCUGGAGGAAGAGGACGGGGAGCUAGAGGCUGAAGAAGAGCAGACAGAUGCAGACAGAUCAAGGACUAAAACAGAUCCCAUGCAUCCGCAAGCCUCCCCUCGCGGGGUCACGUCCGUUAUAGACAGCAGCGAAAGAGAACUGGACCAAGAAAUGACCAGCGAGUCCGUCCUGCAGUUAGAAACUUAACAAGGGCCAGUCCUAAGAGUGCUGCUUCACUUGUGUUUCUUAGUGGCACUUACGAAUACUUGGGGGUCGAGUCGAGCCAUACACUAAAAACUAAAAACAGACCAGUGUUUUUAAGCUAUAUUUGUGUCCCAGACACAACCUUUUGUGAAAGCACUGAGGUGGAAGGUGUAGAUGAAUGUUUUCGUGCUCUCAUGUGAGAGUCGCAUUGAGUGACUGUCCGUGCCAACUGCAGCGGAAAGCUGAUUUACUCAUUUAGUGAACAUUUUCCCUCUCGACUCAUUUUUCCUAGCUUACUGCGUUCGCUUUUUUGCCACUGAGAAAUAACUUUGGCUUUGAAUGAAACGGGACAGCUGUGAGAAAUAUUUAAGGCAAGACACCACAAGUGAACAGAGUAAAGAGAUAUUAACUAAUUCUAAUACUAACUAAUCACCAUACUUCCCCAGCUGAUUAAACACUGUGGAUUAAUAAUAUGUAUUACAAGUUUUCUGAAAUGUUAUGUUAAAAUAUGUAAAUGAAGCAUUAUAUAACUCAAGUCUGCACUCAUUUCCAGAACAGAAAUCUGAACAUUGGUUGAAAAUUAAUUUUGGAUUUCUCUUUUUAUCACUCCAUAAAUUAGA
Messenger RNA from Carassius auratus (goldfish), 3459 nucleotides. RefSeq names its product cAMP-specific 3',5'-cyclic phosphodiesterase 4D-like. Gene Ontology annotation, biological process: signal transduction. The transcript is spliced from 15 exons. NCBI's taxonomy places the organism in Eukaryota, Metazoa, Chordata, Actinopteri, Cypriniformes, Cyprinidae. The coding region runs from base 824 to 2842 and encodes 672 amino acids. The record is from RefSeq and is a predicted model, not a curated record. Gene Ontology annotation, molecular function: 3',5'-cyclic-nucleotide phosphodiesterase activity.